CGCGCGCGGGCGCGCUCACGUGGAGACCGUUGAGCGCCAGGGCCGCGCCGAGACGCCAGGGAGCGCGCAGACGCUUAGUGCCCCACCUACCUACCCCCGCCUACCCUGCCUGUCUGUCUGAGCGGGUAUUGUUACCCGUCUGAUUUGAGUGGCCAGGCGGGUGGAAGGCAGGUUCUUCUGCGCAGGCGUGCCCAGUGUCCCGACGCCUGGCUGUCUGCGGGGUGGGGCGGAGGCUCGUGCCCCUGCCUGCAAAUCCUGGCCGGCGACCUGGUUUGCCAGACGGGUAGGAAAGGCCUCCGGAUGUACUGCCUGGCGGGAUGAAUGGAGGAUCGGCUGCCCUGCGGGAUGGAAUCGGGUGGCUUUCUUGCCCUCAUCUUGGGUCUUCUUGAGCGACGAGGUUUCAUUUCAUCAGUGGAAGGCCACAGGCAGUCUGGAUUCCGGAGUUGGAGGCAGACGCUGGAAGGGUGAAGUGUUUUGGAAUGCCUCAACGUGUUAUGAGAGGACUAAAGUGUUUAAUAGGCAUUUAUUAAAUGCCAACUACUUCCAGGCUUCGUGCAAGGAGCUACAGGAGAUGCGGUGCUAAGAGACCGCCAUCCCAUCCUCUCCAUCUCUUUGGAGGACAGAUUUGUGCAUGAGUACACAAGGCAGUGAAUUAAGGGUGGUUAAAGCCCCCCCCCCCUUUAAAAUAGCCGUUUACUAUUGUAGAAACUAAUUCCUGAGCAGAAGGCAAAUUUUAAAUAUUUGGAGGAAAAUGUUUGGGUAAAUGCACAGUAAAGUCUUAAUUACUAAAUAGUAGUAGCUCUAGUUCAGAUUAAUUUGAAUUACCAGAAUAAGCUCUUCACCUUCAAGAAUUUAAACAAAAAUAUUUCAAAUACUUGUCCAUGCAUUUUUGAGUUGCAGUAAGUGGAAGAUUUCACAUACAUUUGAAUCUUUAGAGGGUGAAGACAAUACUGUGCCUUAACAACUGAUUUGUUGUUCUUGUAUGGAAUGUUGUGCCUUAGAUAGUUUCAAAAGGUGGAGUGGGCAUGUGAUUAUUUUUCUGAGAAAUUUGCUUUGCAUUUGCUUCGUUUUCGUGGUAAAGGCGGUUGGCAGUAGUCUAGUAGAGGGAAGAGAUCAGAUAGCCAGAGGAGAAGGAUUUUAGAGAAAAGCUCCUAAGCCAAAGGAGCUAUUUUUUUCCACUUCUUUUUUUUUUUUUAAACCUUUCUGGAAAUCUCAGUAAACUUGGCAAGACUGACCUGGCCACCGCAGCCAGCUUGGAGCACUGCCAGAUAACCAAUGUCCAACCAUGUUUCUCGACUAAUAGGGCAGGAUCAUGGAUUUUCCUGGUCACUUUGAACAGAUUUUCCAGCAGCUGAACUACCAGAGACUUCAUGGCCAGCUCUGCGAUUGUGUCAUUGUAGUGGGGAAUAGACAUUUCAAAGCCCACCGUUCUGUGCUGGCAGCAUGCAGCACACAUUUCCGAGCUCUGUUCUCAGUGGCAGAAGGAGAUCAGACCAUGAAUAUGAUCCAGCUUGAUAGCGAGGUAGUGACAGCAGAGGCCUUUGCUGCACUGAUUGACAUGAUGUAUACCUCCACCCUCAUGCUGGGGGAGAGCAAUGUUAUGGAUGUCUUAUUGGCAGCCUCUCACCUGCAUUUGAACUCUGUUGUUAAGGCAUGUAAACAUUACCUUACAACAAGGACACUGCCCAUGUCUCCCCCCAGUGAGCGCAUACAGGAGCAGAGCGCCCGCAUGCAGCGCUCCUUUAUGCUGCAGCAGCUGGGACUAAGCAUUGUGAGCUCAGCCCUCAAUUCUAGCCAGAGUGGCGAGGAACAGCCAGCCUCCAUGAGCUCAUCGAUGCGCAGUAACAUGGACCAGCGCACGCCCUUCCCUAUGAGACGCCUUCAUAAGCGCAAGCAGUCUGCAGAGGAGCGGGCCAGGCAGCGCCUCCGGCCCUCCAUGGAUGAGUCUGCCAUUUCAGAUGUCGCACCAGAGAACGGGCCUUCAGGGGUUCAUUCCCGGGAGGAGUUCUUUUCACCAGAUUCUCUGAAAAUUGUGGAUAAUCCUAAACCUGAUGGAAUGACUGACAACCAGGAAGACAGUUCUAUCAUGUUUGACCAGUCUUUUGGUGCUCAAGAAGAUGCCCAGGUGCCCAGCCAGUCUGACAACAGUGCCAGCAACAUGGCACAAUUGUCAAUGGCCUCCCGUGCAACUCAGGUUGAGACUAGUUUUGAGCAGGAAGCGGCAACUGAGAAAAGUGGUUUCCAGUGUGAAAAUGCUGAGGUUGGUCUUGGUGAGAAGGAGCACAUGAGAGUGGUGGUUAAAUCUGAGCCCCUGAGCUCGCCUGAGCCUCAAGAUGAAGUGAGCGAUGUGACUUCCCAAGCAGAAGGCAGCGAGUCUGUGGAAGUGGAAGGAGUGGUGGUCAGUGCUGAGAAGAUAGACCUUAGCCCUGAAAGCAGUGAUCGGAGUUUUUCAGAUCCCCAGUCCAGCACAGACAGGGUAGGUGACAUCCACAUUUUGGAAGUCACAAAUAACCUUGAACAUAAGUCCACGUUUAGUAUUUCAAAUUUUCUCAACAAGAGCAGAGGAAGUAACUUCAGUGCAAAUCAGAACAAUGAUGAUAACAUCCCAAACACCACUAGCGACUGCCGGCUGGAAGGUGAGGCCCCGUACUUGCUGAGUCCGGAAGCUGGGCCUGCAGGCAGCUCCUCCUCUGCCCCUGGCUCCCAUGUGGAGAACCCAUUCAGUGAGCCAGCAGACUCACACUUUGUCAGGCCCAUGCAGGAGGUGAUGGGCCUGCCAUGUGUGCAGACCUCAGGCUACCAGGGAGAGCAGUUUGGGAUGGAUUUUUCCAGGUCUGGUUUGGGACUCCAUUCCUCCUUUUCCAGAGUAAUGAUGGGUUCCCCAAGAGGAGGAGCCAGUAACUUUCCAUACUACCGCCGCAUAGCUCCCAAAAUGCCAGUUGUAACAUCCGUCAGGAGUUCACAAAUGCCAGAAAACUCUGCCACUUCCCAACUAAUGAUGAAUGGGGCCACGUCCUCAUUUGAAAAUAGCCAUCCCUCCCAGCCUGGCCCUCCGCAGUUGACCAGGGCAUCUGCUGAUGUCCUGUCAAAGUGCAAGAAGGCCUUAUCAGAGCACAAUGUCUUGGUUGUAGAGGGAGCUCGCAAGUAUGCCUGCAAAAUCUGCUGCAAAACUUUUCUGACUUUGACAGAUUGCAAGAAGCACAUCCGUGUUCAUACAGGUGAAAAGCCGUAUGCCUGCCUGAAGUGUGGCAAGAGGUUUAGUCAGUCCAGCCACCUGUAUAAACAUUCGAAAACUACUUGCCUGCGGUGGCAGAGCAGCAACCUUCCCAGCACUUUGCUCUAACUGUCCUCAUGAGAAAUGCCAGGGCGAGUUGUAGGACUGACGCUGAAAUCACUUGGUGGGCAGUUAAUGCCUUUGGGUUAGAGGCUUCAGCUGCCCUGUGGCUCUUGCAAAUUCCAGCUGUUAAGUGGAAAACUGUUACAGGUAGCACUUGGCUGUGGUGUUUCUGAGUGAAGUGCACGCCUUGGGAAUGAGAUGCAGUAGAUCCUUGGAAUCAAGUUCUUCCUUAGGGUUGAGUAAUACAGUCAUAAAGUAGUUUGUAAUUGAUGUUGUUAAAAGUGGCACACUUAAAAAUUAAAAAUGGAAGUGCAAACAACUUUUUUAGCAAUUUUUGUAAAGCUCUGUGAAGGAUUUAAUUAAAUUUCCUAUACCCCCUGAUGGGAAUAUUAUAUCCCUGUACAGUGAUGCAAAAUGCACUUAAUGUGUAACCAGUGGUGACUUGGUGCCUGUCUGAAAGGAAGACCCUUGAGGACAUGCCUGUCUGCCACAAAUGCUUUAAAUCCUGAGCUAGUCCUAGGCCUCAGAAAGUACUGUAUUUUUUAUUUUUGUCUGAGUUGCAGUCACAGACACUGCACUUUGAUGGUGCUGACACUGGGUCCAGGCGAGCCUUCUCUUGGACUAAUAGGUGUAUAUACUUCUGAGUCUGUUGAGUAGAUGUAUUAACAGUUUUUCCCCCUGGUUUUAAAGACAGAGUUGUAAAUGGAGUAUGUACUUGUAGGAAGUGACAAGUAAGGUAUUAUUUCUGUGUGGCUGUUUUAGCAGAACUUUAACCAACUUGUGUUACGAAUGUUACAGUCACAUGUUCAGAAGUCACAAAAAAGCUAGUUGUUUGUCUUUGUUCUGAUGAUGUGGAGUCAUGUUUUGUGGCGAUUUCAUGACCCAUUGCUGUUCGCUCCAUCAGACACUGAAGGCCAGUGCAGCCUGACACAUUCCACCUGAGGACAGGCCUGUUUUCCACCGUUCCUUCAUGCUCCCCUUCUCUGUAUGGCCUCUCUCCCUAGAUUACUGUUUUCAGUUACAAACUAACCAAAAAUAAUGUCACCUCCCAUGGGUUUUUAUUACUGUUAUAUACUAUUUAAAAGUGUAGACCUUUAACUUUAUUGUUGCUCCCUCAACCCAAUCCUGGGGAUUUAAAAUUGUUUGAAAUCCAAACGUAGUACCAUUCACAGAUUAGUCUUUUCCAGGCUCUGUAAGGGAUGAGGCAGCCCGUAGCACAGAAGUCACCCAGUAGCAUCUGAGACUGCGGGACAGGCAUUUGAGUCACUGCCCAGGGCCUCCCAGGGCCUCUGGCCUCACUUCCCUCACCUACCUUGCUGUCCUGUGCUGUCAUGGCGGUUGGUGGCACCCAUUUUGACCAUCCCCUGACUCGUGUACAGGGGAACAGCCCAGGUUCAUGUAUCUCUGUAGAGUUCAGUUUAGCUCAUGAACACACGAGUUCAUUUUGUUUUUAUACAACUUUCUCAGAAAUAAGCCGUUGUGCAUAAGUCAGAGAAUUUAUUCAGUUAUGUUUAGAAAGCUAAGUAUUUAUAUGUAAUUUAAAACAAAAGUGUGUCUUCUGCCCUUAAUAUAGUAUGUACAGCACACAUCUGUGGAUAAAUCUAAUGUUCAUAGAAGGCUUGGCAUCUCCUCUGAACUGAUCCCCAGGAGGAAAGCUCACAAGGAAACCUGUAGCUCCUCUGGGUAGAUGUGGCGGACCAUUGGAGGAUACAUGGUCACUUGUGAAAUUCAGUUCUUUGUGGCUCAUUGUCAGCUGUCCUGUCCUGACGUGAUGCAAGCAGCAUGAUGUAGGGACCAGGGUCCUGUGAGGAGACUGACCUAGGGAGUCGGGUGGGUCAGCAUGGGGAAUGAGAGUUCUGCCUGGGCCUGGGACAAGGAGCCAGUGACACAGGCAGGGCAGCUGUCCUUCCCUGCCGUCUUUCAGAGGUGGUACCGGGAGCUUCCUCCUCACCCCUGCUCAGGCAGAAGUGAACUUGCCUUUUAGGCUUGUCUCUGACACACCAGAGUCCUGCCUCUCCACUGCUAGAUGGAACCUGGAAUCUCUCAUCUACCUCUUAAAAUCAGUUUCUAUGUGUGAGAAGUAAACUUGUGGGCCAGUGUCCUGGAUCAUGCUAUAGCACUUAAAAAAUAACUCCAAGGUUCCCUGGAAAACCAGGGUUCCUAUGGUCUAGAGUUUCUACUUGGAUUCUAACUGGUACUGGGGACCUAAGUAUUGAUUGGUUAGCCUUAAUUUUAGCCUGGCAUAAUCAUAAUCUUUCCUGGUGAUAACAGCAAAAAGUUUUGUCAGGGCACCUAUGUCAGUGGUGCUGUGCUGGUUUAAAUUUGAGAUUUUGAAAUAAAACAUUUGUCAUACCCA
Molecule: messenger RNA, 5693 nt
Organism: Chinchilla lanigera (long-tailed chinchilla)
Lineage: Eukaryota; Metazoa; Chordata; Mammalia; Rodentia; Chinchillidae
Gene: Zbtb5
Product: zinc finger and BTB domain containing 5
Exons: 3
Coding region: 1313-3343 (676 amino acids)
Biological process (GO): regulation of transcription by RNA polymerase II
Cellular component (GO): nucleus
Molecular function (GO): RNA polymerase II cis-regulatory region sequence-specific DNA binding; DNA-binding transcription factor activity, RNA polymerase II-specific; protein binding
Source: RefSeq, a predicted model, not a curated record